UUAGCAGACAUACUUAUUAAAGGGACCCUUGAAGCAUCCUGGGGUUAAAUGCCGUAAGUGCUCAAACAAGCAACCUUUCGAUUAUUAGAUUUCAGCUGGAACCAUUAAGUCACACCAGACUCCAUGGACAGUAUGUGGACACAAAUUAAAUUUUGGAGUAAACCAAGCAAUGUCACAGUGAGCCAUUAUAUUUUAAUACAUCUUUGUAACGUACAUCUUUCAAGCAUGUAAACCUGCAAGUCUACAGAUGAACUACACAGAGACUUUUCAAUGCGUAAUGUGGGUGAUAUGGCAUGAUGUCAUGUUUUGUGGGUUCCUGUAGGAUGACGUCACGUUCUGUGGGUUAAUACAACAUCGUGUAUGUGUGUGUGUGUGUGUGUGUGUGUGUGUGUGAGUGAGAGAGAGAGAGAGAGAGAGAGAGAGAGAGAGAGAGAGAGAGAGAGGUGAGGCCACGCAUGCGCAGCAGGUCUUGAUCCUGACAGGCGAUUCAGUGCAGCAUUCCCGUUUCCAAACGCACAGAAGCGCUGCUUUUUACAUCGCGCUACCCCUUUCAGACAUUGAAACCGGAGGGAACACGCUGGUAAAGAAUAAACCCCUAAACAUGUCCGUGGGCAAUGACUUUGGAAACCCUUUAAGGAAAUUCAAACUCGUCUUUCUUGGAGAGCAAAGCGUGGGGAAGACGUCCCUGAUCACACGCUUCAUGUACGACAGCUUUGACAACACAUAUCAGGCGACAAUUGGAAUCGACUUCCUGUCAAAAACCAUGUAUUUGGAGGACAGAACGUCGGGUGUUUCUGACUUGCAGGUUCGGUUGCAGUUGUGGGACACAGCAGGGCAGGAACGUUUCAGAAGCCUUAUCCCAAGUUAUAUACGAGAUUCCACUGUAGCUGUGGUGGUGUAUGAUAUCACAAAUGUGAAUUCAUUCCAGCAAACUUCCAAAUGGAUCGAUGAUGUCAGAACGGAGAGAGGAAGUGAUGUCAUCAUCAUGCUUGUGGGCAAUAAAACAGAUCUGGCAGAUAAGAGGCAAAUCACUAUUGAGGAAGGCGAGCAGCGGGCCAAAGAGUUGAGCGUAAUGUUUAUCGAGACCAGUGCUAAGACAGGCUACAAUGUCAAACAGCUGUUUCGACGUGUGGCAGCUGCCCUCCCAGGAAUGGAGAGCAUGCAGGAGACAAGCAAAGAAGGCAUGAUUGACAUUAAACUGGACAAACCACAGGAGCCUCCAACUACUGAGGGCGGAUGUUCCUGUUAAUAGCCCAUGUCUGAUCUACAGCAUCAUUUACACCACAUGCUUGUUGUGUUGCUUCCUCUUGGUUAGCUUCCAGUUGUGUUUUUAGAUUGGAUAUUUGGCCUUCACAUCUGACUUUCAGUAACUGGUUGGAAUCAGUGUUACAUCAGUUUCAAUUGUAAAAUAGUAUUCUUUAUUAAUAUUUUAUAAAAAUUUGAAAAAUUUAGGGCAAAAAUCAACAAAAAGUCAGCUAUUUCCAACAUGUAUACUUUUUGAAAAUGUAGAAAGGUAGAUUUUUUUCCCCCCUUGUUUUGUAUUUUUGUAUAUAAGGAAAAGCACUGAAACAGAUGCUGACAAGACCAUAAAAAGCAAGAUUAGAGCAAAGACAUCAAAAGCAAGAGGGCAAUUUAAACAAAAAAUCGCAUAAUGAAAAUAGAGCAAGCAUGCAUGUCAGCCAUUUUUUAAAAUAUCAUCUCAAUCCUGCUGGCUACUUUCAUCAAAACAACUUAAUUCAGCCUUUUUUGCUUUUCUUUUUCUCUCCGUGAAACCAAACUCAAAAGUUUGGGUUUCAGGCAAGGCUUUUGUCCGUGUAAGUUUGUGUAAAUAUACUUGACUGUGUCAUUUCAGAUCUCCCAAAUAUUUGCCAUAUUCCAGUGUGAAUGUCAUUUAUAUGUUUGUGUACAGUGUGUCAAAUUUGAUUGAGUUUAUUGAAUGUUUACAGCAAAUCUUAUGAUUUCCUCCUCGUAGUGGAAUUCUAGCAAACAGCUUGCAUUCAAUGGGCAAGCUUCAAAUGAAACUAUAGCCUGAUAACAAGGAAUGCUCCACACUCUUCUGUAGAAUGUUUCUUAAUCUUUAACUCAAUAGUAGGCCAUUUAGUGUAUCGCAGAUAGCUGAAGGACUUAACAUGUGACAGUGAAGCAAAUUACGCACAUCUAAACUUAGUCAAUCCACACAAUUCCACACCGAUUUAUUGAGCAUUGUCAAAUUCUAUAUUCAAACAGGCUUUAAUAUCAGAAAUUCAAAGAUGGGACAUUCUCUCUCAAAAAAAAAAAAAAAAAAAAAACUAUAGUUCACUUUUAAGAGUUAGCAUUAUGCAGCAUUAUAGUGUUUGCCUUGUGUAGGGAUGCACUCAUGUCUACAGCUGCUCUUUGGGCCAGUAAAUUGUAGUGCACUGACCAGGAGGACAUGCGUAUAUCAAUUAAUUUGAAAUGUAUUUCAUGUGAAUCCUUAAAGCACUUUUUCAAGAAAGAUGUAAAUGUUCAAAAAUUGCUGUCAAAUGUCUGUGCUUAAAUAUCACUUUAGAGGUAAAACUGUAGCGUACAUUUCUAUGAAAACCUUGUGGGUCACUGCACAGAUAAACUAUUUGUAAAGUUGCAUCACAUAACGGCAGACAAAAGUUGAGACUAGCUUUGUGUGACAGAGAGGAAAUGUUGGAGUUGUGUUGGAGCGCUUGAAAUAAGCGCAUAUACGUAUGACUUCUUUGUCGGGAAUGGUACCAUAUAAAGCAAAGUAUGUGUUGAAAUACUAGUUUAUUCCUAUUAAAUCCAGCAGCAUUUUGUUGAAAUGGGAUAUAAAUUAUGCUGGACUUAAGUGACUAGUGACUCAUCCAUCACAGUAAAACCCCUUGCUUUCUGCCUAUGGAUUUGACAGUCUCUGUUUUAUAUGCCUGAUCUGCUUUUAAUGCAUCUUUUAGAUGCCCCUUUUAACCCUUAAUAUAGAAAGACAUGAAUAAUAGUGGCCAGACAUUCCAUGGAAACUGUAAAGGGAAAAUCAGACCUUGUGAUAGCCUGGGCUGGGGUUAUCACUCCUAGUGUCGGUUUGUCUGUGACGGUGCCUUCUCAGAUCAAAGAGAGGUGCAGAGAGAUGCCACUUUAGCAGUCUAUCAAUGGCUUUGAGAAUGUGUAAACAGGAUUGGGGUAUUUAUUGACUGGUGACAUUUUGUUACGAUUUUCUUUAGUCAUUAUAGACUAUCUUAUCGUUAUCUUAUCAAAUUAGGUUCUCAUUUGGAUUAAAAUGGGGUGCAGAUCCGCUCCAUGUAUGGAAUCAUAUCAUCAGUAUAUCUGUAUACCGGUAGUCAUUGUGAUAUUGGCAUGACGCUGCAUCAGCCUUGGGUGAAUGUCUGUGUGUGAGUUGAGUCAUGCUUUUGAGGGUGCAACCAUUCCCAGUGUAUACAGUAUGUUUUAGCUCAGUGGAGCCAGCCUGAUUGAUUCAGAGCUACAGUAGCUGUUUCAUUUACACUGUAUAGAAAUCUAGCAUGUUGGUCCAAAUCAGUAAAAUCAAUAAAAGUGUCUUAUUACCA
This is a messenger RNA of Myxocyprinus asiaticus (Chinese sucker), 3524 nucleotides long. Its product is annotated as ras-related protein Rab-6B. Gene Ontology annotation, molecular function: GTPase activity; GTP binding. NCBI's taxonomy places the organism in Eukaryota, Metazoa, Chordata, Actinopteri, Cypriniformes, Catostomidae. The coding region runs from base 602 to 1249 and encodes 215 amino acids. The transcript is spliced from 8 exons. The record is from RefSeq and is a predicted model, not a curated record.